Molecule: messenger RNA, 1985 nt
Organism: Durio zibethinus
Lineage: Eukaryota; Viridiplantae; Streptophyta; Magnoliopsida; Malvales; Malvaceae
Product: aspartic proteinase-like protein 1
Biological process (GO): proteolysis
Molecular function (GO): aspartic-type endopeptidase activity
Source: RefSeq, a predicted model, not a curated record
CUACACUGUGCGCAGUGCGCACAGUUCUUUUCUUCUUCUUACCGUCUCGAAAAGAAAGGAAAAAUCUUUUGCCAUUUUUUCUCAAUUUUAAUUACUAUCUGCAUUUCCUUAUUUUUUUAAGAAAAAGCUUAGAUCUCUAUCGAUGGCGACUAGGCGAUCUCUGGUUCUGAUUUUGGCGGCGUUUCUGGCGUUUGCCUCCGUGGAUGUGGCGGCGGUUGUUACUUACUCGUCGAAGCUCAUUCAUAGGUUUUCCAAUGAGGCGAAGUUGCUUAGGGUUCCGAGGACCGGUGGCGGAAUUCGGUGGCCGGAGAGGAAGAGCUUGGAGUACUACGAGUUGCUUGUGAACAGUGAUUUGCAGCGGCAGAAGAUGAAGCUUGGGUCUAAAUACAACCUCGUUUUCCCUUCUCAAGGGAGCAAAACGAUGUCGUUCGGAAACGACUUCGGAUGGUUGCACUACACCUGGAUUGAUAUAGGGACACCAAAUAUUUCAUUUCUUGUUGCAUUGGAUGUUGGGAGUGAUCUACUUUGGGUUCCAUGCGAUUGUUUGCAAUGCGCUCCACUGUCUGCCAGUUACUAUAGUAGUCUGGAUAAAGAUCUGAGUGAGUACAGACCAUCUGGUUCAAGCUCUAGCAGGCACGUACCUUGCAGCCAUCAGUUAUGUGAAUCAAGCACAAACUGCAAAAGUUCUAAGCAGCAAUGCCCUUACACUGUUGACUACUACACAGAAAAUACUUCAAGUUCUGGAUUGCUUGUUGAGGAUACUUUACAUCUUGCAUCAGCUGGUGAUCAUACAUUGAACACUUCAGUGCAGGCUCCUAUCAUUAUAGGAUGUGGUAUGAAGCAAACUGGUGGUUACUUGGAUGGGGUUGCUCCUGAUGGUUUGAUGGGUUUGGGACCUGGAGAAAUUUCAGUUCCUAGUUUCCUUGCAAAAGCAGGAUUGAUCCGCAACUCUUUCUCUUUGUGUUUUGAUGAGGAAGAUUCCGGUAGAAUUUAUUUUGGAGAUGAGGGACCAGCCACUCAGCAAUCGACUCAGUUCCUGCCUUCAGAUGGGAAAUAUAUGACCUAUAUUGUUGGGGUGGAGGCCUGUUGUAUUGGUAAUUCUUGCCUUAAAGAAACAGGCUUUAGUGCAGUGGUUGAUAGUGGAACUUCAUUUACAUUUCUUCCUAAUGAAGUGUAUGAGAGAAUAACUAUGGAGUUUGGCCGACGAGUCAAUGCUACAAUCACUAGCUAUCCAGGUUAUCCUUGGAAAUAUUGCUACAAGUCCAGUUCACCGGAGUUACCCAAGGUUCCCUACUUGAAGCUCGUGUUCCCUAUAAACAACAGCUUUGUGGUCUAUAAUCCUGUUUUUGUGGUCUAUGGUAUUGAGGGAGUCUCUGGAUUCUGUUUAGCCAUACAGCCUGUGAAGGGGGAUGUUGGAACAAUUGGACAGAAUUUCAUGACCGGAUAUCGGAUGGUAUUUGAUAGAGAAAAUAUGAAGUUAGGUUGGUCACCAUCAAAUUGUCAAGAUUUAGCUGAUGGUAAAAGGAUGUCCCUUGCUCCUAACGGGACACCAUCAAAUCCAUUGCCAACCAAUGAGCAGCAAAGCACCUCCGGUGGACAGGCAGUUGCUCCUGCCCUGGCCGGUAGGGCUCCCUCCAAACCAUCAGCUGCCCCGACCCGUCUAGUAUCAUCACAAUUUUGUUACUUAAAAUUGUUGCCGCUGCUGUUUCUUUUGCAUGUUCUUGUUUCAUCUUUUCCACUAGAUACUGGCACCACCCAUGGCUGAAUUUCAUUCUCACUUAGCAUCAGGUGUACAUGAUCCAUCUUUCUUUCUAUUUUUCAUCUUUUUUUCUUUCUAUUAUCCUAAUAGUUUCUCUUUCUUUAUUCUGUGUAAUGUAUAAAUAUUUGGAGCAGUCUCGUGGUCUGAUGCCAUCAUUUUUUCCCUGUGAUGGCCGUUGGAUUGAACAGAGGGGCAUUUAGUAUGCAUCAUAUUUACUUUUUAAUUA